This is a messenger RNA of Oncorhynchus gorbuscha (pink salmon), 753 nucleotides long. Its product is annotated as 1-phosphatidylinositol 4,5-bisphosphate phosphodiesterase eta-1-like. Gene Ontology annotation, biological process: lipid metabolic process; phosphatidylinositol-mediated signaling. The record is from RefSeq and is a predicted model, not a curated record. The annotation marks the transcript as partial. Gene Ontology annotation, molecular function: phosphatidylinositol-4,5-bisphosphate phospholipase C activity. The transcript has 7 exons. Lineage: Eukaryota; Metazoa; Chordata; Actinopteri; Salmoniformes; Salmonidae.
UGUGGCCCUCCGGAGGGACUGGACGACUGUACUCCGGGGAAUGUUCUGUCGUUCAGUGAGACUCGUGCCCAGCAGCUAGUGAACCACAGAGCUGAGCGCUUCCUGUGUUUCAACCAGCGACAGCUGUCUAGAAUCUACCCCUCAGCCUACCGUAUAGACUCGUCCAACUUCAACCCUCAGCUCUACUGGAAUGUGGGCUGUCAGCUGGUGGCUCUGAACUACCAGACAGAGGGUCGGAUGAUGCAGCUGAACAGAGCCAAGUUCAUGGUGAACGGUGACUGUGGCUACGCCCUCAAACCUCCACCCAUGUGUAAAGGCUCGUUCAACCCGUUCUGUGAUGACCCCCUCCCUGCCUAUCCCAACAAACAGCUGGUACUGAAGAUCAUCAGUGGCCAACAGCUUCCCAAACCACCAGACUCUAUGUUGGGGGACCGAGGAGAGAUCAUUGACCCGUUUGUAGAGGUGGAGAUCAUCGGCCUGCCAGUGGACUGCUGCAAGGGGCAGACACGAGUAGUGGACGAUAACGGUUUUAACCCCGUGUGGGAGGAGAACCUGUCCUUUACCCUCCACAUGGCGGAGGUGGCUCUGGUGCGUUUCCUCGUCUGGGACCACGACCCCAUUGGACGGGACUUUGUAGGCCAGAGGACCGUACCCUUCGGCAGCCUGAUGCCAGGUUAUAGACAUGUGUACUUGGAGGGGUUGACUGAGGCGUCCAUCUUUAUCCACGUAACAGUUCAUGACAUCUAUGGGAAG